AUGAAGUUCUCUAUUAUGAUGCUCUCUGGCCUAGCUAUGGCUGCUCCCCUCUUUAACCCAUCCACCUCUGGAACUACCCGGUUCCUCAACUCUACAAACAACCUAUCUCACACCUCAACUGACUCUUCCUCUUCUCUGGUCUCUGUAGCUGGAAUUGUUUCUAACUUAUUCAACUGGAAAAAAAAACCCACAGACUCUUACCCUCCUGAAGUCGUUCUCCCUAACAACGAUAAAAUCUUGGGUAUCCUUGAUGAUAAGUUUACCGAAGCUUUUAAGGGGAUCCCAUUUGCUGAUCCUCCUAUUGGAGACUUGCGAUUCCGUCACCCUGUUCCUUAUUCUGGCUCUCUCAACAAAUUUAAAGCCAAUGAGUAUGGUCCAUCUUGUGUGGCCUCUCACUUCUUGGGUCUUACUGAUCCUACUAAAAAGUUCUUGGAAAUGGUUCCUCCCAAGUUGCGUCCUGCACUUCUUGAAAACCUCAACAUCAAGCAAAUGGAUGAAGACUGCUUGACAAUUAAUGUAUUGCGUCCCAAGGGUACUAAACCUUCUGAUAACUUACCCGUCAUUGUGUGGAUUUAUGGCGGUGCUUACCAGUUUGGAGCCGCUAGUAUGUAUCCGGGUAAUAAGUAUAUCCGCGAUAGCAUUGACAUGGACCAAAAGGUGAUUUUUGUUUCAUUCAAUUACAGAAUGGGUCCGUUUGGAUUUUUGGGAGGUGAGGCUGUCAAUGAAGAAGGCUCAACCAAUGCUGGGUUAUAUGAUCAACGAUUGGCAUUAGAAUGGGUAUCACACAAUAUUGCAAGCUUUGGAGGUAACCCUGACCAUGUUGUUGCAAUGGGAGAGUCGGCUGGUGCCAUUAGCAUUGCACAUCAUUUGGUAUCCAACAACGGUGACUUGAAAAUUAACGAGGAUAGUGACAAGAAGUUAUUUCAUGCAGCUAUUUUCCAAAGUGGUGGUGCAUGGAGUUUUGAUUCUGUAACUUCAUCGCGUGCAACUGAUGCAUUUUAUAUUUUUGCACACAAUGCAAAGUGCAUUGAAAAGCCAAGCAUGGAUACCAUGGUAAGCAUCCAAGAAACCAAUUCCGAAAAGGAGAUUUUGGAAUGUUUGCGCAAUAAAGGAAUUAAGGAACUGAUGAUGGCUCAGAACUUUGACUCAGAUAUUGAUACAAAUGAAAUCACUACACCAGUUCAAGGAUUUACUCAAGGACUUACUCCUUGGAAAGCCGUUUUUGGAUUCAGUCCAAGAUAUGAUGGCAAAUUGAUUCAUGGAAAUCCAAUGGAAUUGAUGGCUCAAGGAAAGUUUCCUAAAGAUAUUCCCAUUAUCACAGGCAACCAGGAAGACGAGGGUACAAUUCUUGCUUCACUUUUUGAAUUCCAUGGUACUCCUGAUGUUAACAACUUGAUGCACAAGAUGUUUGAGCAUGCAACUAGUGAACAGUUUAAGAAAAUUGUGGAAAUGUACAAGGAAGACCAUAAGCAGAAUUCGGAACCCAAAUCUAAAAUUGGCGAGUUGUUGAGCAGUCACAAACGAUUUGCAACAAUUGUGAAUGAUGUCAUGUUCCAGGCCCCCCGUCGUCUUCACUUGCAAAAUACCGCGGAUGUUUCUGAUGGUGGAGCACCUCGCUAUGUAUAUCAGUCGACAUUUCUUCGUAACAAGAUGCCAGUAUUUGGGACAAUGCACUCUAGUGAGCUUUUGUGGCAGUUUUAUCUUGACUUUAAUCCUGCUCCUUCGUACCGCCGAUACUUUAUUUCAUUUGCCAACCACUUUGAUCCCAAUAUGGCAAACACAGGCAAGUAUGAAGAAAAGAAUAAACUGGAAGCUUGGCCAUUGUAUACCAAUAAGGGCAAAGAGACAUUGAAUAUUGGGAUGCGCAAGAAUGAAGAAUCGAGGGAUGUUUUUGCAAGAGAUGCCAAUAUCCAAUAUUUUGUAGAACACCCUGAAGCAAUUCAAAUUUAA
Messenger RNA from Magnusiomyces paraingens, 1950 nucleotides. RefSeq lists its product as uncharacterized. The record is from RefSeq and is a predicted model, not a curated record. The transcript has a single exon. Lineage: Eukaryota; Fungi; Ascomycota; Dipodascomycetes; Dipodascales; Dipodascaceae. The coding region runs from base 1 to 1950 and encodes 649 amino acids.